This is a messenger RNA of Cynoglossus semilaevis (tongue sole), 2897 nucleotides long. RefSeq names its product protein tweety homolog 3-like. NCBI's taxonomy places the organism in Eukaryota, Metazoa, Chordata, Actinopteri, Pleuronectiformes, Cynoglossidae. The transcript has 15 exons. Gene Ontology annotation, molecular function: volume-sensitive chloride channel activity; intracellularly calcium-gated chloride channel activity. The record is from RefSeq and is a predicted model, not a curated record. Gene Ontology annotation, cellular component: plasma membrane. Bases 372 to 2003 code for a protein of 543 amino acids.
UGAGGCGGUGGAACGGUCCAGAUGUGAGCGGAGCUGCUGCCCCAGGAGCCGACGAGCCUUUAUUUUGAAUGCGGCUGGGAGUCGUUGCAGCGGCCGCGUUCAUGCAGCAGCAGCAGCAGCAGCAGCAGCAGCAGCACUCGGUUGUCGAGUUUCACUCCACCAGCGGACUGAGGCAGACAGAAGCUUGGAUAAAGGCCGGUCUGCCGGACUCCCAGGACCGCGUUUGAACCAGGAGAACCAGGGUCUGCUGCGGCUGCUGCCGAGCCCCCCCCGUCCCCCCCCCGGGGCUUCACUGAGCUGUGAUAGUGUCUGGUACCAGGUGAUAAGAACCAGCUGACAGUCAGGGUCCAGUGCUGGUCCGGUCCGUCAAGAUGGCCGCCGUGGUGAACUACUCUCCCCCCUGGUGGGUGAACCUGCUCCACCGUUUGCCUCAUUUCAACAUUGAGUUCCAGCUGGUCAGCAGUGACUUCAGACCGGAGAACUCUGAGUACCAGAAGUCUGUCCUGCUGCUGGGGGCCGUGGUGUUGGUCUGCCUGGGCCUGGACCUCCUCUUUCUUCUCUUCUACUCCUUCUGGCUUUGCUGCAGGCGUCGCAAAAGUGACGAAGCCUCCCACUCGCACGCGCACUCUCAUCGGCCCAGCCCUGACUGCUGCUGCACGGCCUGGUGCGUCAUCAUCGCCACGCUCGUCUGCAGCGCUGGUAUCGCUGUUGGAUUCUACGGAAAUGGAGAGUCCAGUGAUGGAGCCAGUCGGUUGGCCUACUCCCUGCGUCACGCCAACCACACUGUAUCUGGGGUGGAGAAACUGGUGACAGACAGCGCCCGAGCCUUGAACCAGACUGUGGAAGAGAACCUGGUCAUCCUGGAGACCGCCUUCCAGGAGCAGGCAGACUACAUGUCCAUAGUCCAAAAGCUGCAGGGACAGCUGGACGAGCUGGUGAGGCUGAUGGUGGACGUUCCUUUUUGGUCCAGUACUGACGUCUCCCUGGACGACUUGGCUCGCAAGACAGAGGAGUUUGACUUUUACAGGUGGUCGGCCUACCUGGGCCUGCUGCUCUUCGAUGCACUCAUUUGUCUGCUGGUGCUCUUUGGUUUGAUUCGCAACUCCAGAGGUACUCUCAUUGGAGUGUGUCUGCUGGGGGUUCUGACUCUCAUCAUCAGCUGGGGGUCUCUGGGCCUGGAGCUGGCUGUUGCUGUGUCGGCCAGUGACUUCUGUGUCUCCCCGGAUACCUACAUCACCACGGUAACCAAGGACAACACUGUCAUCAACCAGGAGAUACUGCAGUACUACCUGAGGUGCAGUAGUGGACACACCAACCCCUUCCAGCAGAGGCUGUCGGGCAGCCACAAAGCUCUGGUGGAGAUGCAGGACGAUGUGGCCGAGCUGCUGAGGUCGGCGACCCGUGAUUACGCCAACACUAAGGAGAGUCUGGAACAGGUCCAGUCAGUACUGAACUCCACCGAGGUCGGUCUCCACCAGCUGACGGCUCUGGUCGACUGUCGCAGCCUUCACAUGGUGAGGAGCUGUGGUCUCAUCUAUCUGAUCCUGUUUUCUUUCAUCACGGCUCUGAUGUUCUCCUCCAUCGUCUGCAGUGUUCCACACACCUGGCCUGGCAAGAGGACGGACGAGGACGAUGGAGAGGACGAGUCGGGCGCCUCACGUGGCGGCGUUCACGAUAACCUCUACCGCGUUCACAUGCCCAGUCUCUACAGCUGUGGCUCCAGCUACGGUAGCGAGGCUAGCCUGCCUGCUACAGCCCACACUGUCAGCAAUGCCCCAGUCACUGAAUACAUGAGCCAGAACGCAAACUUUCAGAACCCUCGGUGUGAGAACACCCCCCUGAUUGGCAGGGAGUCCCCUCCACCCUCUUACACCUCUAGUAUGAGAGCCAAGUAUUUGGCCACCAACCGACCAGACCAGAACCGACGCUCUGUUCCUAAUGAACAACUGGACCCGGCGAGCCGACCUCACCCCACUGCCCGACCACAGUCCUCUGUCCACUAGACGCCAGAGCCACUGCCCGACUACAGUUCUCACAGCCAACAAGAUCAGACACAGCACAGACCAAACCUCCAGCUCCACAGCCACAGCGCCACCUGGAGCCCAGUGUUCCCAGUGUUCCCAGGUCCACUAACACUGGGCGACGGCAAACAAACAAAACUCCAACCACUAACCUCAGUCAAAGACUACACUUUAAAAAGGCAACUUCCUCUUCGUCACUUCCUCUUCGUCACUUCCUCUUCGUCACUUCCUCUUCGUCACUUCUACAGCCGUUCAAAGGCAGAUGAGUUCAGAUAAAGAACAGCGAUUCAACCUCCUCCUCCCCCUUGACCUCCUCCUUGACCUCCUUGACCUCCUCCCCCUCCUCUUCUUCACAUCAAGAGCUCCUUAUUCUACUACUGCAGUGAAAAAGCAGCUGGAUUACCCACAAUCCUCAGCAACUGAAGGCUGUUUCUAGUUUCUCCUUCUUCUCUCCCUAUGUCUGCCCAUGCUGACCCCUAGUGGACAAAGUUACUUCACCCCUGACCCUGAGACUUGUACAGUUAGAUUACACACACACACACACACACACACACAGUGUAAAUAGCUUCAUCCUAACAUUUAAAAGAAGACGCUGGAAUCAUAACUGGUGACGUGGUGUGACGUGUAAAUCUUUGCUGUAUCGUUCAUCUCACACACACACACACACUCUCUCUCUCUCUCUCUCUCUCUAACUUGUGGUGUAACUGGAGCGUCGCGGUCGUCGCUGCCUCUCUACGUGUUUACAUCCUCAAACGACAGGACGCUGCUUUCUGGACAGAAGUCUGUUGUAGGAGAACUGAAGCCACAAGACGGACAGACAAGGACGACCAUGUCCACCUGUGCCAAAAGACUUUCAACCCUGACCACCCCCCCCCC